GUCCAUGCUAGCUGGAAGUGAAGACAACACAGAGAGGGAGAGAGAGAGAGAAAGGUUGAAAAUGGCGUAUUGAAUGAGCUAAAAUUUUAAGGUUCUGAUUUCCCUUCUCUUCACCACAAUCGUGUGAUCUUUUCUCCACUGGUCUGAAAUAAGAAGAAGAAGAAGAUGGAGGCAACCGCUGGAAUGGUUGCUGGAUCACACAAACGGAACGAGCUUGUUCGGAUUCGCCACGAUUCUACCGAUAGUGGGUCUAAGCCUUUGAAGAAUUUAAAUGGCCAAAUCUGUCAAAUAUGUGGUGAUACUGUUGGCUUAACUGCCACUGGUGAUGUCUUUGUUGCCUGCAAUGAGUGUGCCUUCCCGGUUUGUCGUCCGUGUUACGAGUAUGAAAGGAAGGAUGGGAACCAGUCUUGUCCCCAGUGCAAGACAAGAUACAAGAGGCACAGAGGGAGUCCUCGAGUAGAGGGGGACGAUGAGGAGGAUGAUAUUGAUGAUAUAGAUAAUGAAUUCAAUUAUAAUAGCCAGGGAAAUACCAAGGCAAAGCGGCAGUGGGAAGAAGAUGCUGACCUUUCUUCAUCUUCUAGACGUGAUCCUCAACAACCGAUUCCACUUCUCACAAAUGGACAGCCGAUGUCGGGUGAGAUUCCUACUCCUGAUACUCAAUCUGUGCGAACUACAUCGGGUCCUUUGGGUCCAUCUGACAAGGUUCACUCACUUGCCUAUACUGAUCCACGGCAACCAGUUCCUGUAAGAACUGUUGAUCCAACCAAGGACUUAAAUUCUUAUGGCCUGGGUAAUGUUGACUGGAAAGAAAGGGUUGAAGGUUGGAAACUCAAGCAGGAGAAAAAUAUGGUGCAAAUGACUGGUAGAUACAAUGAAGGGAAAGGAGGUGACAUCGAAGGAACUGGUUCUAAUGGGGAAGAACUUCAAAUGGUUGAUGAUGCUAGACAGCCGUUGAGUCGUGUGGUGCCUAUUCCUUCAUCUCAGCUGACCCCUUAUCGUGUUGUUAUUAUACUCCGGCUGAUUAUUCUCGGGUUCUUCUUACAAUACCGUGUAACUCAUCCUGUGAAUGAUGCAUACCCACUAUGGUUGACUUCAGUUAUUUGUGAGAUUUGGUUUGCCUUAUCCUGGCUCUUGGAUCAGUUUCCAAAAUGGUUUCCCAUUAACCGUGAGACAUAUCUUGAAAGGCUUGCAUUAAGGUAUGACCGUGAUGGAGAACCGUCACAAUUGGCCCCUGUUGAUGUUUUUGUCAGUACAGUGGAUCCACUCAAAGAGCCUCCGCUUGUAACUGCAAACACUGUUUUGUCCAUUCUUUCUGUUGAUUACCCUGUAGACAAGGUUUCCUGCUACGUAUCAGACGAUGGUUCAGCUAUGUUAACUUUUGAAGCCCUAUCAGAAACAGCUGAGUUUGCAAAGAAGUGGGUGCCCUUCUGCAAAAAGCACAGUAUUGAGCCAAGAGCCCCUGAGUUUUAUUUUCAACAGAAGAUUGAUUACUUGAAGGACAAGAUUCAACCUUCUUUUGUAAAGGAGAGACGAGCAAUGAAGAGAGAAUAUGAAGAAUUCAAAGUGAGGAUCAAUGCCCUUGUAGCUAAAGCUCAAAAGAUGCCAGAAGAAGGAUGGACAAUGCAAGAUGGAACUCCUUGGCCUGGAAAUAAUCCCAGGGAUCAUCCUGGAAUGAUUCAAGUAUUUCUAGGUCAUAGUGGUGGUCUCGACACAGAUGGAAAUGAGCUACCUAGACUUGUAUAUGUUUCUCGUGAGAAGCGACCUGGCUUCCAGCAUCACAAAAAGGCCGGAGCUAUGAAUGCCUUGAUUCGAGUUUCUGCUGUGUUGACCAAUGGUGCAUAUCUUCUGAAUGUCGAUUGUGAUCACUACUUCAAUAAUAGCAAAGCUCUUAAGGAAGCCAUGUGCUUCAUGAUGGAUCCUGCUUUUGGAAAGAAAACAUGCUAUGUACAAUUUCCUCAGAGGUUCGAUGGCAUUGACUUGCACGAUCGAUAUGCCAAUCGCAAUAUUGUGUUCUUUGAUAUCAACUUGAAGGGUCUGGAUGGUAUUCAAGGCCCAGUCUAUGUCGGAACUGGUUGCUGUUUCAAUAGGCAGGCUCUGUAUGGUUAUGAUCCCGUGUUGACCGAGGAAGAUUUGGAACCUAACAUUAUUGUGAAGAGUUGUUGGGGUUCUAGGAAGAAGGGAUCGGGUGGCCACAAAAGAUUCAAUGACAAGAAGAGGGGUGUUAAAAGAACUGAAUCCACUGUUCCCAUCUUUAAUAUGGAAGACAUAGAAGAGGGUGUUGAAGGGUAUGAUGAUGAGAGGUCACUUCUUAUGUCGCAAAAGAGCUUAGAGAAACGAUUUGCCAACCCUGCAACUCUUCUUAAGGAAGCAAUCCAUGUUAUCAGCUGUGGUUAUGAAGACAAAACAGAAUGGGGCAAAGAGAUUGGAUGGAUCUAUGGUUCUGUGACUGAAGAUAUUUUGACCGGGUUUAAGAUGCAUGCACGUGGUUGGAUUUCCAUUUAUUGCAUGCCACCUCGCCCGGCAUUCAAGGGUUCAGCUCCUAUCAAUCUUUCUGAUCGUCUUAACCAGGUGCUUCGGUGGGCCUUGGGUUCAAUUGAGAUCUUUCUAAGUAGGCAUUGUCCCUUGUGGUAUGGGUACAAUGGGAGGUUGAAGCCUCUUCAGAGAUUCGCUUAUAUUAACACUAUCGUCUACCCUCUUACCUCAAUUCCACUGCUUGCAUACUGUACCCUUCCAGCAUUUUGUCUUCUCACCAAUAAAUUUAUCAUUCCUGAGAUAAGCAACUUCGCCAGCAUGUGGUUUAUCCUCCUUUUCGUCUCCAUUUUCGCUACUUCAAUCCUCGAGCUUAGGUGGAGUGGGGUCAGCAUAGAAGACUGGUGGAGGAACGAACAGUUCUGGGUCAUCGGUGGCACAUCAGCACAUCUUUUUGCAGUGUUCCAAGGUCUUCUCAAGGUGCUAGCUGGAAUUGAUACAAACUUCACCGUCACGUCAAAGGCCUCAGAUGACGACGGGGAGUUUGCUGAGCUUUAUGUGUUCAAAUGGACGUCGCUCCUCAUCCCACCGACAACAGUGCUCAUUGUGAAUUUAGUAGGGAUAGUUGCCGGUGUGUCGUACGCCAUAAACAGUGGCUACCAAUCUUGGGGUCCAUUGUUUGGAAAACUCUUCUUUGCCAUUUGGGUCAUUGCACAUCUAUAUCCAUUCUUGAAGGGUCUUUUGGGAAGGCAAAACAGAACACCAACCAUUGUUAUUGUUUGGUCUAUUCUUCUUGCUUCUAUAUUCUCGUUGCUUUGGGUCAGAAUUGAUCCUUUCACCAAUGGCUCCAACAAAUCAUCCUCUGGUCAAUGUGGCAUAGACUGUUAAGGUUAAAUUUUGGGGAUUAUUUUUUGUAUAAUGUAUUAAGGUUUCACCCCCUUUUGAUCUCCUCGUGUUUGGAGAAACUCUAGAGUUCCAAGUGUUUGUAUAUAUUGCAAGAACAUAAGUCCAUUUAAGGUUGUCUUGGAGGGUUGUCCCCUUCAUGUAUCGUUCGUUUAUUUUUUUAAACCUUAUUUGGUCCUUGUAAGAAUAGGUUAUGUUAAGAUGUACUCGUGUCAUGUACUUUGAACACACAAUAUAAAUUAUAUUUAUGUCAAGUAAUUUAAUUCAAGCAA
This is a messenger RNA of Arachis duranensis, 3644 nucleotides long. Its product is annotated as cellulose synthase A catalytic subunit 1 [UDP-forming]. Bases 166 to 3357 code for a protein of 1063 amino acids. Gene Ontology annotation, biological process: cellulose biosynthetic process; plant-type primary cell wall biogenesis. The transcript has 15 exons. Lineage: Eukaryota; Viridiplantae; Streptophyta; Magnoliopsida; Fabales; Fabaceae. The record is from RefSeq and is a predicted model, not a curated record. Gene Ontology annotation, molecular function: cellulose synthase (UDP-forming) activity. Gene Ontology annotation, cellular component: plasma membrane; trans-Golgi network.